AGAUCAUUUAAGGGCAGACUAAACCAUUGACCUCACAGCUGCCUCACCUUCUCCGUCUUAAACAUUUCCGGCAUUUCUCGUUUUCAGACCUUACUCUUACCUUUAAAAAAAGCUACCCUCCACAAUGGCAGUGGUGACGGUUUUGUUGGGCUGGUUAGUUCCACUGCUUUACGCGGUACUCGGUUUGCUUCUCGUCGCGUUUUUGUGUUAUUGCACAUAUAUUAAAUACAUACACAUGAAGUAUGAUCAUAUACCUGGACCCCCACGAGACAGUUUCUUCUUUGGGCAUAUGAACUCUUUCUUGACUAUGACGAAGACGGAUCAGCUCGUCUUUGAUCAAUGUUUAGAAUGGUCAGAGAAGUACGGGCCCGUGUACAGGUUGAAUAUUCUGCAUUCUGUUGUUUUGGGUAUCACGUGUCCAGAGGCUACAAAGGAAAUCCUCAUGUCUUCAAAGUUCCCCAAAGACAAAAACUUCCACAAGAGAAUUUUUUAUAUGUUUGGGGAAAGGUUCUUAGGAAAUGGCCUGGUAACAGCAGUUGAUCAUGAGCUGUGGUAUAAACACCGGCGCAUCAUGGACCCAGCCUUCAGCAGCCUAUACCUGAGAGGUCUGAUGGGCACAUUCAAUGAGACGGCAGAGAAACUGAUGGACCGACUGACAGAGGAGGUGGACAACCAGACUGAAGUGUCCAUGCUUAAAAUGGUGAACUGUGUCACCAUGGAUGUGAUAGGAAAGGCUGCAUUUGGAGUUGAACUGGACCUCCUUUACAAAAGUUCUCCUUUCCCAAAAGCCAUUGAGACUUGCCUGCUUGGACUUGUAAUGUCAGCAAGAGACCUAUUGUAUGAGUACAAACCAAGGAACAGAGGUUUCAUUAAAGAGGUGAGAGAGGCCUGUCGUCUGCUGCGCUCAACUGGAGCUCAGUGGAUCAGUGAGAGGAAGACUGCCAUGCAAAAUGGAGAAAAUGUGCCCAAAGACAUCCUCACACAAAUCAUCAAAUCAGCUGGACAAGAGGAAACCAUGACCAAAGAGGAUGAAGAGAUCAUGUUAGACAACUUUGUCACGUUCUUCAUCGCAGGUCAGGAGACGACGGCCAAUCAACUUGCAUUUUGCAUUAUGGAGCUAGGAAGACAUCCAGAUAUACUUGAAAAGUUGAAACAAGAGGUUGACGAUGUUAUUGGAAUGAAGCGGGACAUAAGCUAUGACGACCUGGGGAACCUGGUCUAUCUGUCCCAAGUGCUGAAAGAGACGCUCCGGCUUUAUGCAACAGCUCCAGGGACAAACCGCGAAGUUCCUGUGGACAUGGAGAUUAACGGCCUACAUAUACCUGGGGGAUUCAUUGCUAUGUUUAGCUCCUAUGUAAGCAGCAGAAUGGAGAGAUUCUUCAAAGACCCUCUGAAGUUUGACCCAGACAGAUUUCAUCCAGAUGCUCCAAAGCCUUACUACUGCUAUUACCCCUUUGCACUUGGUCCUCGGGCAUGUCUUGGUCAAAACUUUGCCCAGAUGGAGGCGAAGGUGGUGAUGGCUAAAUUCCUCCAGAGGUUUGAUUUCACACUUGUCCCAGGACAGAGUUUUGACAUAAAGGACACAGGGACACUCAGGCCAAAGAGUGGAGUCCUCUGCACCCUCAAACAUAGACACACCAAAUAAACAAGGGCACGUUCACACACACUGUAUAAAAAAUGGGACUAAACAUGGGCUAGACAACAAGUCAACAAAAGGACUUAAACUAAGCUCCAGCCAGGACUAAUCAAGGACAAGUGUGAAGGCAGAAAAAUGCACUAAAAUGGCACUGGACACUAAUACAUUUUUCACUAAACCAGUUCAUUGCCAAUCACACAGCAAAUAUUAGGUAAUAGGUAAUAUAGUGUUCUGUACGGGGUCUGUCUCUAUAGGGUCUGCCUCUAUGGGGUCUGUCUCUAUAGGGUCUGUCUCUAUAGGGUCUGUCUCUAUGGGGUCUGUCUCUAUAGGGUAUGUCUCUAUAGGGUCUGUCUCUAUGGGGUCUGUCUCUGUGGAGUCUGUCUCUAUAGGGUCUGUCUCUAUUGGGUUUGUCUCUAUAGGGUCUGUCUCUAUGGGGUCUGUCUCUGUGGAGUCUGUCUCUAUAGGGUCUGUCUCUAUUGGGUUUGUCUCUAUAGGGUUUGUCUCUAUAAGGUCUGUCUCUAUUGGGUUUGUUUCUAUAGGGUCUGUCUCUAUGGGGUCUGUCUCUAUAGGGUCUGUCUCUAUAGGGUCUGUCUCUAUGGGGUCUGUCUCUGUGGAGUCUGUCUCUAUAGGGUCUGUCUCUAUUGGGUUUGUUUCUAUAGGGUCUGUCUCUAUGGGGUCUGUCUCUAUAGGGUCUGUCUCUAUUGGGUUUGUUUCUAUAGGGUCUGUCUCUAUGGGGUCUGUCUCUAUAGGGUCUGUCUCUAUUGGGUUUGUUUCUAUAGGGUCUGCCUCUAUGGGGUCUGUCUCUAUAGGGUAUGUCUCUAUAGGGUCUUUUUCUAUAGGGUCUGUCUCUAUGGGGUCUGUCUCUAUAGGAUCUGUCUCUAUAGUAUUUGUCUCUAUGGGGUCUGUCUCUGUGGAGUCUGUCUCUAUAGGGUCUGUGUCUAUAGGUUUUGUCUCUAUUGGGUUUGUCUAUAUGGGGUCUGUCUCUAUAGGGUCUGUCUCUAUAGGUUUUGUCUAUAUGGGGUAAUAUCAUGUGUUAUAUAGAUUUGAUGUGUGGAACUUUGGCCAUUGUAAAUUUUGUAACUACUUUGUAAAUAAAAAUGAUUAAAAAUUAUGUGAUGUACUACU
Messenger RNA from Periophthalmus magnuspinnatus, 2761 nucleotides. RefSeq names its product cholesterol 24-hydroxylase-like. NCBI's taxonomy places the organism in Eukaryota, Metazoa, Chordata, Actinopteri, Gobiiformes, Gobiidae. Gene Ontology annotation, molecular function: heme binding; cholesterol 24-hydroxylase activity; iron ion binding. The transcript has 15 exons. Gene Ontology annotation, biological process: cholesterol catabolic process. The coding region runs from base 125 to 1645 and encodes 506 amino acids. The record is from RefSeq and is a predicted model, not a curated record.